Molecule: messenger RNA, 4239 nt
Organism: Chlorella variabilis
Lineage: Eukaryota; Viridiplantae; Chlorophyta; Trebouxiophyceae; Chlorellales; Chlorellaceae
Exons: 10
Coding region: 1-4239 (1412 amino acids)
Source: RefSeq, a predicted model, not a curated record
AUGCCGCAGCUAGAAGAAUUCAAGCGCAAGAAGCAGGCGGCUCUGGCCAGCAAGAAGGCAGCAGCAGCCCCAGCGCCAGUGGCGGCACCGUGCCCGCAGCCACACCCAGUGCCGCAGGCGGUACCGCCGCCGGCGCAGCAGCACCGGCAGCAGGCACCUGCGCAGCAGUGGGCGCCUGCCGCCCAGGCUCCCAUGUUUGGCACCGGGCCUCCAUCUUUCCCGGGGAGCCCUGCCAAAGCGCCCGCAGCAACCGUGCCCAUUCCAGCUUCUGGCAUGAUCUCAGGCGCAGCAGCUGCACCCUCCGCCGACCCCAAGCCUCACGCACCACCCGCACAGGAUUUGGCCGGGGCCGUGGCGGCAGCCGUGGCGGAAGCCACCGCCCCGCUGCAGGCGCAGCUGGCUGCUGCGCAGCAGCGCGAGUCGCAGCUGGCGGCGUCUGUCGAGCGGGCGGAGGGCGAGCGGCGGCGGCUGCAGGAGGGACUCGAGGCGGUGGACGCAGAGCGGCAGGCCCUGCAGCGGGAGAAGGCAGGCAAGUGCGCCGCUGCUGAGCUGCUGGGGGAGGCUAUGUCGCUGCGCGUGGCGGCGGCCUCCCAGGAGCAGGCGCAGCAGGCUGCGGCCGAGGCGGCGCGCCAGCUGGCGGCGGCGCAGGCGGAGGCGGCGGAGCUGCGCCGGGAGCUGCAGCAGCAGGCGCAGCAGGCUGUGGCCGCAGGCGAUGCGCAGCUGAGCGCGCAGCUGGCUGCGGCGCAAGUGGAGGUGGCAGAGCUGCGGGGUGCGCUGCUGCACCAGGAGGCUGCUGCCGCCCAGGCCGCGCAGCAGCUGGAGGCGGCUCGCGGCGAGCUGGCGGCUCUGCAGCAGCAGGCCGAGGCGCAGCGGGCUGCCGCGGCAGAGGCGCGCUCGCUGCAGCAGCAGCUGCAGGCGGCGCAGCAGGAGGCGGCGGCCGCCCGCGAGGAGGCUUUAGAGCUGGAGCGGCAGCAGGGCGCCGCCUCGACUUGCGAGCAGCGGCUGCAGCAGGAGGCCGCCGCCGUACAGCAGCAGCUGGCCGAGGCGCAGCGGCAGGUGCAGGAGCAGGAGGCGGCGCACGCCCGGCAGGUGUCCCUGCUGCGGCAGCAGGUGGCAGAGGCGGAGGCGGCGUGUGCAGGCGGCGGCGCCGCCAGCCCCGCCUCUGCUGCCGGUGCCGAGGAGGCGCUGGCAGCCGCCCGAACAGAAGCGGAGGGCCUGCGGGCGGCGGUGGCACAGCUGGGCAUGCAGCUGGCGGCGGCCUCCCAGCAGCAGCAGGGGGCGGCCAGCCAGGUGGCAGCCAAGCUGGCUGCUGCAGAGGCGGAGGCCGCCGAGGCUCGCGAGGCGGCGGCAACCUCCGCCCUGCAGUCUGCCGAGCAGCGGCGGCAGCUGGAGGCGCUCUUGGAGGCGGCAAGGGGGGAGGCGGCGGCGGCCACGGCAGCGGCCGCAGCGGCCGCGGCCGGCCACCAGCAGCAGGGCGCAGCGGAAGAGCAGGCGGCGGCGGCGGAGCAGCAGCAGGUUGGCGCGCUGGAGGCGCAGGUGGCUUCCCUUCAGCAGCAGGUGCAGGACGCGCAGCAGGGCGCGUGGGCGCAGCAGGAGGAGGCCGCUGCUUUGCGGCAGCAGCUGGAGGCCGCCCGGCAGGCAGCGCUGUCGCAGCAGGAGCAGGCGGCCGCCUUGCGCCAGCAGCUGCAGGAGGCUGAGCAGGCGGCGGCGCUGGCGCGGCACCAGGGCGCGGCCGCGGCAGGCGCCGGCGCGGAGGCGUCUGCCGCCGAGCUAGCGCAGCUGCGCGGGCAGCUGCAGGCGGCGCAGGAGGAGGCGGCGGCGGCCAGGGAGGCGGCGCUGACGGCGGCCGAGGAUGUGGAGAGCAUGCGGGAGAGCCUGGCUGAGGUGGCGCUCGCGCAGCAGCAGGCCGACGCGGCGGCCAGGGCGGCGGAGCAGCGGACGGCGGCGGCCGAGGCGGUGCGUGCUGAGCUGGAGGCCAGGCUGGCGGCCCUGCAGGCGGCGGACUCCCAGGCGGAGCUGCAGGCUGCCGAGGUGCGCGGCCUGCGGCAGCAGCUGGAGGAGGCGCAGCAGGCGGCCGCCGAGGCCGCCUCCGCGCAGGCUGAGGCGGCGCUGCGGGCGGCGCAGCAGGAGGGGGUGGGCGCGGCGGCCGCCGCGGCGCUGGCGGAGGCGCAGCGGCAAGGCGAGGGCCUGCGGGCGGCGGCGGCGGCGGCGGAACAGCGGUUUGCGGCGGAGCGGCAGCAGCUGGAGGCUGACGUCACCACCGCUCGCAACGAUCUGGCCUCUGCCAUGCACGACGCCGCCACCGCGCAGGCGGAGGUGCGGCGGCUGGAGGAGCAUCUGGACCAGCUGCUCGCCUCCCCCGCGGCCGCCAGGCGCGCCACCCAGCCUGCGCGCUUGCAUGGACUGCGGCCCGCCGCCAGCGGACGGGGCGACGACGCCGCCGCGCUGCGCCACCGGCUGGACAAGGCGGCGGCGCUGGCGCGGCACCAGGGCGCGGCCGCGGCAGGCGCCGGCGCGGAGGCGUCUGCCGCCGAGCUAGCGCAGCUGCGCGGGCAGCUGCAGGCGGCGCAGGAGGAGGCGGCGGCGGCCAGGGAGGCGGCGCUGACGGCGGCCGAGGAUGUGGAGAGCAUGCGGGAGAGCCUGGCUGAGGUGGCGCUCGCGCAGCAGCAGGCCGACGCGGCGGCCAGGGCGGCGGAGCAGCGGACGGCGGCGGCCGAGGCGGUGCGUGCUGAGCUGGAGGCCAGGCUGGCGGCCCUGCAGGCGGCGGACUCCCAGGCGGAGCUGCAGGCUGCCGAGGUGCGCGGCCUGCGGCAGCAGCUGGAGGAGGCGCAGCAGGCGGCCGCCGAGGCCGCCUCCGCGCAGGCUGAGGCGGCGCUGCGGGCGGCGCAGCAGGAGGGGGUGGGCGCGGCGGCCGCCGCGGCGCUGGCGGAGGCGCAGCGGCAAGGCGAGGGCCUGCGGGCGGCGGCGGCGGCGGCGGAACAGCGGUUUGCGGCGGAGCGGCAGCAGCUGGAGGCUGACGUCACCACCGCUCGCAACGAUCUGGCCUCUGCCAUGCACGACGCCGCCACCGCGCAGGCGGAGGUGCGGCGGCUGGAGGAGCAUCUGGACCAGCUGCUCGCCUCCCCCGCGGCCGCCAGGCGCGCCACCCAGCCUGCGCGCUUGCAUGGACUGCGGCCCGCCGCCAGCGGACGGGGCGACGACGCCGCCGCGCUGCGCCACCGGCUGGACAAGGCGGAGCGGGCGGUGGAGAAGGAGCGGCGGGCGGCGCAGCCGCUGCUGGUGCUGCUGCUGGCUGUGUGGAGCAGCGUGCCGGCUGCGCCACAGGUAUGUGGCUCAUCGCCACCAGGGUGCGAGGACCUGGAGCGCCAGCUGGCGAGGGUGCAGCAGGAGGCGGCCCAGAGCCAGGCGGCGGCCGCUGCCGCGGCUGGAGCCGCCGCCGCGUCGCCCCGCCAGCAGGCGCCCGACCAGCAGCUCGUGCUGGCCGCGCGGGUGGCGGAGGAGCGGGCGGCGACGGCGGAGGCUGUGGCACUGGAUGCCCAGGCGCACGCCGACGCCUGCCAGCGCAUGAUGGAGAGGCUGGUGACUGAGAACGACGCGCUCACAGACCACCUGAACCGCCAGGCGCUGGAGCUGACGGGGCUGCGCUCCGCCAUGGCCGCCGCCGCGCAGUUUGCGCAGGCCGCUGACGCCGACGCGGCGGCGGCCGAGGCGUAUGCGGCGGCGGCGGUGGGCUACCUGCCCCCAGCCUCGCCCAUGCGCCAGCUGUCGGGAGGCCUGGGCAGCUUGCAGGCGCAGCUGUCGGAUGCGUCCGCCACGGUGGCGGCGGCCGCCGCGCUGCCCUCCCCCUCCGGACCCUCCUCCUCGCUCUCGCCCCGCCCCGACUCGGCGGGCGCGGCGGCGGCGGCGGCCGCGGCCACGCCGCCCACCCCCGGCAGCGCGGGAGGCGGCGGCGCGGUGUGGGAGCUGCCCGGCGGCGUGAUGCUGUCGGAGCAGCAGCUGCAGCUGCUGGCGCUGGCGGAGGAGGUUGAGAAGCUGCAGCUGGAGGUGGACAAGCAGCGCAGCAGGAACGUGCAGCUGGAAGCGCAGCUGGUGAACGCGCCGCAGCAGCAGGCCAUGGUGGCCGCGGCACCUGGUGCCAGCGCCUCUGGGCCAUCCGUGAAGAAAGGCAGGCGGCGCGGCUACUCGCUGUGGCAGUGGAUCGCCGGCGCUGACGUGGCUGAUGCCGAGGCGGAGGACUGA